AUGGCAGAUUCCAAAUUGCAUGUUGUUAUGUUCCCAUGGUUUGCGAUUGGCCACAUGACUCCAUUUCUCCACAUCUCCAACCAGCUCGCUGCAAGAGGCCAUACAAUCACCUUCCUCUUGCCCAAAAAGGCUUCCUCUCAUUUUCAACAUCUCAAUCUUCACCCACAUCUCAUCUCCUUUCGCAUCUUGACUGUUCCUCCCGUCCCCGGCCUCCCUCCGACCGCUGAGACCGCCUCCGACGUACCCUUCUCUCUCAACAACUUGCUCGCCAUUGCUUUCGAUCUAACUCGGCCCCAGGUGGCGGACKUCAUCCACUCUGCCCGCCCCGAUCUCGUCCUUUACGAUUUUGCCUAUUGGAUCCCUGAAAUCACCACUCCGCUCAAGAUCAGAUCAAUCAGUUAUAUCGUCGUUAGUGCAGCGUCGAUCGCCGUCGCUGUCUUCYCAGGAAGGAAAAAUGCAAGCAUUGACGACCCCUUGACGGAGGAGGAACUGCAACGGCCACCACCUGGUUACCCGUCAUCCACUGUUGUCCUUCGUGCUGGCCGUGAAGCACGGUCCUUGCUCUUCUUGUCCAAGCCCUUUGGCGAUGG
Molecule: messenger RNA, 590 nt
Organism: Momordica charantia (bitter melon)
Lineage: Eukaryota; Viridiplantae; Streptophyta; Magnoliopsida; Cucurbitales; Cucurbitaceae
Source: RefSeq, a predicted model, not a curated record